AUGACGGAAAUUGAUAAGGUGAGCCUACUGCUUUCUCCUACAAUAAGUGUAAAUUCCACUGCUGGUAGUAGCACGAAGGGGACAAACUCAAAAAGAAAGCUCCGAUUUGACGACAGGUCACAAACGAGAAUUAGCCUUGCCCUUCAGCAAAAUGGGGCAUUGGAAUCAACAGCUAAAACUCGCCAGCAUUCUCCAUAUUCUACUUCUACAUUAUUCGACUCACAUUAUAAUAUCUUCACUGAUAAGACUAAGAAAACGGUGAAAUGGUCCAGGAUCGGAAACUUAUCUAAUCUACUUUCCUCUACUGACUUCUUAUCUAAGUUCGGAUCGCCAAUUCUCUUAGAAAUUUCCUCGCUUUACAUGGCAAUUGCUACUGAAAAUGGCUAUAUAAUUGGCUUUAAUUAUCACCAGUCUAUCGAAUUUAUAUUAACCAAUAGCACAAAUGGAAAUGAUAAACACGAAGGCGGUGAUGAGGGGAUAAUCACUUGCAUGUCGUUCUCUUCAGAUUCGACAAAUUUGGCUGCUGGUCAUUCAAAUGGAAGAAUAGUAAUCUGGAACGUAAGUAAUUCAUCACCUAUUGUAUCUGCAAAUUCCUCAUCACCAUCUAGUUACCAGAGACCUGCAAACAUAAUACCCUCUAUAACUAAAGAUGAAGAAAUCUUAUUUUCCAAAGAAGGACAUUUGGAAAAUUCCACAAUAAAUCAUAUAGGAUUCGUAAAUGAUCACCAUUCACAAUUGUAUUCUUCCGAUAUGUCUGGGAUCGUAUGUUACCAUCUUGGAAUAAAACAAGUCUUGAAGAAGCACUUUGUAUCCAAAAGGAUUUUAGGCAAAGAUAAUAAAAACCUUGCGAUAAAGGCAUGUGCAAUCUUGCCAAUGGGAUCUGCAGAGCUGAUAACUGACCAAUUGGGUGUUCUAGCAGUAAUGACUAACAAAGUGCUAUUAAUUGUAUCCAUUUUGUCAUUGAAUAAUCCUCAUUCUACUAAAAUUAUAACUCAUUAUUCUGUAAAUACUACAAAGCAAAAGGAUACUGCUUCGGCAGAGAUUUUAGAAGGCUCUUUAAGUUGGUAUCCGUGUAUGAAGUCGACUAAGAGUAGUGCAGUCGAGAAUCCAAAACUUGCAUAUGCAUCCGAUGAUACACUUACUAUUCUUGAAAUUGAAAAUGACUUAAUGCCUUCAAACUUUUUAAAAGUUAUCUCAGAAUUGAAGGACAAGGAUAAAGCCAUCCCUAAUCUUUCCACACGCAAAACUGUAAAAUGGAAAAACGAAAACCCUAUUUUGCGAUUGAAGUGGAUAUCAUCUAAAAUUCUAUGUGUCUUUGAAAAUGAUAUAGUGAAAACGCUAUGCUAUGACUCAAAGAAAGGCAAACUCACGUUAGUAGGAGAGGAUGCAACAAUAAAUAUUAUAAAUAAUAGUGCAAUUCAAGUGUUUCAGGAUAAGUUGAUGAUCUUGGGUAAUACUAGUCAAAGUCAAUGUGAUGUUAUACUUGGAAGUCAUAUCAAUUGGGCUGAUACACUAAUGAAUUUCUUGGCCAAAAAUGAGCACUUAAAGGCAUUAAUAACUGCUGCUCAGUUAUAUACUAGCAGCUAUGAAAAUAAUUUACAAAGAGAUAGCUAUUUCACUCUGGUUGGCUUGCCCAUAAAUGGCGAAGAAAGAAAGGCAUUGGUAAAACCAUAUUUAGUCGACAUUAUGAAAAAUUCUAUCCAGUUUGUCUACCGAAAUAACAACAACCAAGGUGAUGAGGGCAAUGAGAAUACUGGCGAUAGUACCAUAAAAGAAUAUCUUAAAGUUUACUUCGACAUUAUUUCAGAUCUUUCUUCAUCGGAUACCGAAAUAUUAGAAAGCAUAUUUGAAGCAGUAAAUGACAGUACAAAAUAUUUUGAAAGCUUGGAAAUUUAUCUCCUUAACGGAAGUAUAUCAUCUCUUUCCCCUGUUGUUCUAAAAGAGUUAGUUUUAUACUAUGUAAAUAGUAGAGCAGGAGAUGUACUAACUGAAAUUUUAUGUGUAUUGAAUAUCCAAAGCCUUGACAUCGAUUUAACAAUUCAGUUAUGUCGUCAAUAUCACCUCAACGAUGCCUUGGUUUAUAUUUGGAACUAUUUACUUCAAGACUACGAAACUCCAUUAUUAGAAUUCUUAGAAGCUAUUAAAAGCGGCAAUGAGCAAGUUGAUACUCCUGGCUCGUCUGCGUCAGAUAUAUUCACAUACAUGUCCUACAUUCUCACAGGUCGACAGUUCCCGACUGAUAGAUUUAUUGAUAGCAUGAUGGAAGUAACUGCAAGAGAGAGUAUAACCAAACACCUUUUCAAUGCUUACGAUGAUGAGGGUUCGAUUUUCCCAAAUCUAACAUUACUACUCAAGACUAAUUCUUUUGAAAUGCUUUCGACUUUAAAUGAAUUUUUCGAAGACACCUCUCUUAACGAUGACGAUGGAAAGUUAUUGAAUAGACAAUAUAUUGUUGAAGCGCUUUUGGAUAUUUAUGAAGCUUAUGAAGCUGAGUUUAGCGACACUGACAGGUGUCAGUUAUCCAUAUUUAUAGCGAGAAACUACCCUAAAUAUCAACAAUUCAUAAGAUUGUCUGAAUCUACCUUGGAAAGCAUAAUGAAUAAUUUAUGCUCAAAUACAAAUGAUGAUAUCGUUGCUGACUGUGAAUUAGCCCUACAAAGUUUAAUUGGUGAACAUGAUCCUGAAUUUGACCUUUUGUUGAUUGAAAAGUUGAAAGCAGCAAAAUUCUAUGAUGUCUUAAUUGGCAUCUUCAGGGCUCAGGGGAAAUAUUCUAAAUUAUUAGAAACCUGGAUCCAAAAGUCAGUUGGUGAUGGUGAAUCAAAAGGUGAUGAAUCACUUUCCAAGAUCUUACUGGAUUGUUUCAAAGGUACUAAGAACUCGGCCAUUGAAAGAUUAGAAUUAAACAACAUCAUCAAAUCUAAAUUCAAUGUUUUACUUCAUAUAGAUUCGAUAGGGCUUGCGAAAGAACUAGAAAAAAACCACAGGGCAUUACAUUUAUUAAUUUUGGAUGAAGUGGAAGAAGAAUUGGUGACAAAAUAUGUCGAGUGUAUUAUUUCAAUGGUGCGUGUUCAAGAUGUUGACAUUGAAUUAAUUUACAAGUAUUUGGAAAUCUUGUUAAGUGAGGAUAACAAUUCUACAACUGCUUCCAAUUUUACCAAGCACAACGUUUCAAGCAUUCUAAAAUGGCUGGAAAACUUGGAACAAAUCUUUAAAAGAUAUAACUCAGUAGAGAAUUUGACGAUUCUUAAAAUGCAAGAGAAGAAAUUUGAAACUGCAUUGGACUUGAUACUUGAACACAGUGAACAUAUUCUGGGGCUGAAAGACAAGAAUGAGGUUGAGAAAUGUUUAAAUUUGGCAAUUGAAAUUUGCGAGAAAUACGAUAAUGAGGUUGACAAUCAGUCUAAUGAAGAAAUGGAGAACCCUUAUGAUGGGGAAUUGUAUCUCAACGAAAGAAUGUGGCUUAAGUUGAUUAAUUACUGUAUUGCAGCAAUUUCUGAGAGAAACGGGAAUGGACCAAUUUACAAUCAGAUCUUGCAGGCCAGCUUCAAACAAAUCAGCUCUUCGUCAGCUUCCAGGAAAGGUAAUCGUAGAGAAAGGUCACUACUUGCUAUUUUCAAUAAAUUCUUAGAAAUGAAUGGAAAUGAGACUGCUACUGGUGAAGGGGGUAAAAGAACAAUCGCUGCGAAUCUCUUGACAAUCCGAGACAUUUUACAAGAAGUUUUCAUCCUGUUUUCCUAUGAGAACGAAAUGCUUAGAAUUUGCUUACAGCUGUUACAUGCUGGUAUUAACAAGAGCAUGAAAAUAAUUAGAUCUAUAAGGUUAAGUGGCUAUUCUGUUGUUGGAAAACUGUGUAGUUCUUGUGGGAAGGUUUUGUGGGGAGACAGGGGUCAAAUUUCAGAGGACCACUGGUUAGCAUGGGAAGAUUUGCAACACGAAGUGUUGCAUGUCAAUUAUCAGAAGAAGAUAAACAACGAUAAGUAUACGCACUGUGGGUUGAUUUUCUUCUCAUGUGGGCAUGGAUAUCACAAAACAUGCUGGGAAGGUAUCGGGAGUGGUAGUUGUCCUAUCUGUAGUGAUUGA
This is a messenger RNA of Dujonia railenensis, 4080 nucleotides long. The record is from the annotation of a GenBank genome assembly. NCBI's taxonomy places the organism in Eukaryota, Fungi, Ascomycota, Pichiomycetes, Serinales, Debaryomycetaceae.